This is a messenger RNA of Cervus elaphus (red deer), 9384 nucleotides long. RefSeq names its product tet methylcytosine dioxygenase 3 (gene TET3). NCBI's taxonomy places the organism in Eukaryota, Metazoa, Chordata, Mammalia, Artiodactyla, Cervidae. Gene Ontology annotation, molecular function: DNA binding; zinc ion binding; DNA 5-methylcytosine dioxygenase activity. Gene Ontology annotation, biological process: oxidative demethylation; positive regulation of transcription by RNA polymerase II. The record is from RefSeq and is a predicted model, not a curated record. The transcript has 12 exons. Bases 1126 to 6516 code for a protein of 1796 amino acids. Gene Ontology annotation, cellular component: nucleus.
UUUUCUAUUUCCUGUGUUUUCUUUAAUAUACAUAAUGUUUAUUAAAAAUAAAAUAUUUAAAACACUAAACAUUCAUUACAUUAAAAACAAUUACAAGUCCACAAACUGUUCUCAUGUUUGACUGAAAAUUACACUCCAUUGGUAUCUCUUCUCAGUUCUAGUCUUAACUUCCCUGAACAGAAAUUCUUUCCUACUCUCAAAGGCCAGAGUAGGAAGUAGGUAUUGCAGCCAUGUUCACCACCCUCCCCACAGCUGACAACCUGGCCACUCGAGGAGGCUGUCAAAAUCAGGUCUGUGAGGAGGGAAGUCCCAGACAGAACGCGGGCUUCUCCUACCGCCUAGGGCUUUCUGGACAGAGCUGCUUGAAAUCAAUUACUUUUUUCUUCUUCUAAAUAAGCCGCCGAAUGCUCUUUUUCCAGUUCUGGCUGAGUUGUUAGCUUCAGCCCAGUGGUGACGCCUGCCAGGUACCUGGCUCGGUGAACACCGCCCAAACUGGUCAGGCCAGUCCUCCUGUGGAUGUUUCUGCCAGGACUUGCCUGUGUGAGUGUGUGUGAGUGUGUGUGUGUGUUGUUAGAGACCCACCCUUCUCCCCAGCAACCCAGGUAGGUGGAAGGUAGCUUCGGGGACCAGCCUGGCAGUGAAGCCAGAUGGGUGGAGCUGAAUUAAUCUAACCUGGAAUUUCAACUUGGCCUGCACAACAGGCUGCGCGCUGCCUUCUCCAUCAUUCUGACCCGGGAGAGGAAAAGCCAGAGGAGAACCUCCUCACCCUCCCCUGCCCCCGUCACACACCCACCUGCUCACCUCAUGCCUGGGUCCAGGGUGGGUGAGGGUGAAGAGCCCACCCAGCCAAGAUGACCCCUUCUCUGGGGACUGCCGCUGAUGUCCUCCCCCCGAUCCCGGGCCCCGGCAGGUGGGAGAGUGGCCCCCAACUGAGUCCUGUCAGACUGCUGCAGAGGAGGUGAAGCGGGGCUGAGAAGAGGUGCCCGUCCCGCAGCCUGGAGCUACUUGCCUUCACUCUGUAGAUUUUGACUGCUUUAGGAAGAAGGACUUGUUGGUGGCCUUUGCAGGCAGGAAGCUGGACUGUGGCUCUGCCCCAGCACCUAUGCCCCCACCUCUGGCAACGUCAUGAGUCAGUUUCAGGUGCCCCUGGCAGUCCAGCCGGACCUGCCGGGCCUUUAUGACUUCCCUCAGGGCCAGGUGAUGGUAGCGGGCUACCAGGGGCCUGGGCUUCCAGUGGCCGGGAGUGAACCCCAACUCCGAGGGGGUGGAGAUGGGCGGAAGAAGCGGAAACGGUGUGGUACUUGUGAGCCCUGCCGGCGGCUGGAAAACUGUGGGGCUUGCACCAGCUGUACCAACCGCCGCACACACCAAAUCUGCAAACUGCGCAAGUGUGAGGUGCUGAAGAAAAAAGUGGGGCUUCUCAAGGAGGUGGAAAUAAAGGCUGGUGAAGGAGCCGGGCCGUGGGGACAAGGGGCUGCUGUCAAGACAGGCUCAGAGCUCAGCCCAGUUGAUGGACCUGUUCCAGGUCAGAUGGACUCAGGGCCAGUGUACCAUGGGGACUCACGGCAGCUAAGCGCCUCAGGGGCGCCGGUCAAUGGUGCUAGAGAACCUGCUGGACCCAGCCUGCUGGGCGCCGGGAGUCCUUGGCAAGCAGACCAGAAGCCCGGCUGGGACACGGCCCCAGGACCAGCUCACACCGCUCGCCUGGAAGAUGCCCACGACCUGGUGGCCUUUUCGGCUGUGGCCGAAGCUGUGUCCUCUUAUGGAGCCCUUAGCACCCGGCUCUAUGAAACCUUCAACCGUGAGAUGAGUCGUGAGGCUGGGAACAACAGCAGGGGACCCAGGUCUGGGCCCGAGAGCUGCUCUGCCAGCAGUGAAGACCUUGACACGCUGCAGGCGGCGCUGGCCCUCGCGCGGCAUGGCAUGAAACCGCCCAACUGCAACUGCGACGGCCCGGAGUGCCCUGACUACCUCGAGUGGCUGGAGGGGAAGAUCAAGUCUGUGGUCGUGGAGGGAGGCGAGGAGCGGCCUCGGCUCCCAGGGACUCUGCCUUCUGGGGACGCUGGCCUCCCGGCGCCCAUCACUGGGCCACUCCUCAACGCCGAGGUCCCCCAGAUACCUCCUCUGGAGGGCCUGCCCCUGUCCCAGAGUGCCCUGAGCAUCGCCAAGGAGAAAAACAUCAGCCUGCAGACCGCCAUUGCCAUUGAGGCCCUCACACAACUCUCCUCUGCGCUCCCCCAACCUCCUCACGCCACCUCCCAGGCUUCUUGCCCCCUUCCCGAGGCCUUGUCCCCUCCUGCCCCUUUCAGAUCUCCCCAAUCCUACCUCCGGGCUCCCUCGUGGCCUGUGGGCCCUCCUGAAGAGCACCCGUCCUUUGCUCCUGACGGCCCUGCCUUCCCUGCAGCAACUCCGAGAACAGAGUUUCCUGAGGCCUGGGGCACCGACACCCCACCGGCAACUCCCCAGAGCUCGUGGCCCAUGCCUCGCCCAAGCCCUGACCCCAUGGCUGAACUGGAGCAGUUGCUGGGCAGUGCCAGCGAUUACAUCCAGUCAGUAUUCAAAAGGCCCGAGGCCCUGCCCACCAAGCCCAAGGUCAAGGUUGAGGCGCCGUCGUCCUCCCCGUCCCCCGUUCUCCAGAGGGAGGCGCCCACCCCGUCCUCGGAGCCUGACACCCACCAGAAGGCCCAGACGGCCCUGCAGCAGCAUCUCCACCAUAAGCGCAGUCUCUUCCUGGAACAGGCCCACGACGCCUCCCGCCCGCCGCCCUCCGAGCUUCCUGCUCCUGGCUGGUGGGCGCCACCCAGCUCACCUGCCCCUCGGCCUGCCGACAGACCACCCAAGGAGAAGAAGAAGAAGCCCCUGGCACCGGCUGGAGGCCCUGUGGGAGCCGACAGAGCUGGCCCUGGGGUCAAGCCCGGUGUCCGGAAGCCCGUUCACAUCAAGAAGUCCAGGCCACGAGAAGCGCAGCCCCUCUUCCCGCCUCUGCGGCAGAUCGUCCUGGAAGGACUGAGGCCCCCAGCUUCUGAGGAUGUGCAGGCUCACCCACCUGCCCCCGUCCCCACCUCACAGGGCUCUGUUGUCCCCCUACCCCCAGAACCUUCUCUUGCGCUAUUUGCACCUAGUCCCUCCGGGGACAGCCUGCUGGCCCCUACUCAGGAAAUGAGGUCUCCCAGCCCCGUGGCAGCCCUGCACCCAGGCUCCACUGGCCCUCUUCCCCCUGCUGACGACAAGCUGGAAGAGCUCAUCCGGCAGUUUGAGGCUGAAUUUGGGGAUAGCUUUGGGCUUCCUGGCCCCCCGUCUGUGCCCAUUCAGGACCCUGAGAACCAGCCAACUUGUCUCCCAGCCCCCGAGAGCCCUUUUGCUACCCGCUCUCCCAAGCAAAUCAAAAUCGAAUCUUCAGGGGCUGUGACUGUGCUCUCAACCACCUGCUUCCAUUCAGAGGAGGGAGGCCAGGAGGCCACACCCACCAAGGCCGAGAACCCACUCACACCCACCCUCAGUGGCUUCCUGGAGUCGCCUCUCAAGUACCUGGACACACCCACCAAGAGUCUGCUGGACACACCCGCCAAGAGAGCCCAGGCCGAGUUCCCCACCUGUGAUUGUGUGGAACAAAUAGUGGAGAAAGAUGAAGGUCCAUAUUAUACUCAUCUGGGAUCUGGCCCCACAGUAGCCUCCAUCCGGGAACUCAUGGAGGAGCGGUACGGAGAGAAGGGGAAAGCCAUCCGGAUCGAGAAGGUCAUCUACACGGGGAAGGAAGGGAAGAGCUCACGUGGCUGCCCCAUCGCAAAGUGGGUGAUCCGCAGGCACACGCUGGAAGAGAAGCUGCUCUGCCUGGUGCGGCACCGGGCGGGACACCACUGCCAGAAUGCCGUGAUCGUCAUCCUCAUCCUGGCCUGGGAGGGCAUCCCCCGCAGCCUCGGAGACACCCUCUACCAGGAGCUCACCGACACCCUCCGGAAGUACGGGAACCCCACCAGCCGGAGAUGUGGCCUCAACGAUGACCGGACCUGCGCUUGCCAAGGCAAAGACCCAAACACCUGUGGUGCCUCCUUCUCCUUCGGUUGUUCCUGGAGCAUGUACUUCAAUGGCUGCAAAUAUGCUCGGAGCAAAACUCCUCGCAAGUUCCGCCUCGCAGGGGACAACCCCAAAGAGGAAGAAGUGCUCCGGAAGAGUUUCCAGGACCUGGCCACCGAAGUUGCUCCCCUGUACAAGCGGCUGGCGCCCCAGGCCUAUCAGAACCAGGUGACCAAUGAGGAAAUAGCGAUUGAUUGCCGUCUGGGGCUGAAGGAAGGGCGGCCCUUCUCGGGGGUCACGGCCUGCAUGGACUUCUGUGCCCACGCCCACAAGGACCAGCAUAACCUCUACAAUGGGUGCACAGUGGUCUGCACCCUGACCAAGGAAGACAAUCGCUGCGUGGGCAAGAUCCCCGAGGACGAGCAGCUGCACGUGCUCCCCCUGUACAAGAUGGCCAGCACGGACGAGUUUGGCAGUGAGGAGAACCAGAACGCCAAGGUGGGCAGCGGGGCCAUCCAGGUGCUCACCGCCUUCCCCCGCGAGGUCCGGCGCCUGCCUGAGCCUGCCAAGUCCUGCCGCCAGCGGCAGCUUGAAGCCAGGAAGGCAGCAGCCGAGAAGAAGAAGGUUCAGAAGGAGAAGCUGAGCACUCCUGAGAAGAUCAAGCAGGAGGCCCUGGAGCUGGCUGGCAUCACCACUGACCCAGGCCUUUCUCUGAAGGCUGGAUUGUCCCAGCAAAGCCUGAAACCCUCCCUCAAGGUGGAGCCGCAGAACCCCUUCAGCUCCUUCAAGUACAGCGGCAACACGGUGGUGGAGAGCUACUCGGUGCUGGGCAGCUGCCGGCCCUCCGACCCCUACAGCGUGAACAGCGUGUACUCCUACCACUCCUACUAUGCACAGCCCGGCCUGGCCUCCGUCAACGGCUUCCACUCCAAGUACGCGCUUCCGUCGUUCAGCUACUACGGCUUUCCAGCCAGUAACCCGGUCUUCCCCUCUCAGUUCCUGGGUGCUGGUGCCUGGGCGCACAGUGGCAGCAGCAGCAGUUUUGAGAAGAAGCCAGACCUCCACGCUCUGCACAACAGCCUGAGCCCAGCCUACGGUGGUGCUGAGUUUGCCGAGCUGCCUGGUCAGGCUGUUCCCACAGACACCCACCACCCCGCUUCUCACCACCAGCAGCCUGCUUAUCCAGGCCCCAAGGAGUAUCUGCUUCCGAAGGCCCCCCAGAUCCACCCAGUGUCCAGGGACCCCUCUCCUUUUGCACAGAGCUCCAAUUGCUACAACAGAUCCAUCAAGCAAGAGCCAGUAGAUCCACUGGUCCACACUGAAUCUGUAUCCAGAGAGCCUAGCAAGAUGGGCAAAACACCUUUGCCUGAGGCAUCUCAGAACGGGGGCCCCAGUCAUCUAUGGGGACAGUACUCAGGAGGCCCAAGCAUGUCCCCCAAAAGGACUAACGGCGUGGGUGGCAGCUGGGGUGUGUUCCCUCCUGUGGAGAGCCCCACCGUUAUCCCUGAUAAGCUCGGUUCUUUUGGGGGUGCCUGCCUGACCCCUUCCCACUUCUCUGAUGGCCAGCAUCAGUGGGGGUUGUUUCCUGGCGAGGGACAGCAGCCGGCCCCCCAGCCUGGAGGACGGCUGCGAGGCAAGCCGUGGAGCCCCUGCAAGUUUGGAAGCAACGCCUCGGCCUUGGCUGGGCCCGGCCUGACUGAGAAGCCCUGGGGGGUAGGGGCAGGGGAUUUCAGCUCCGCCCUGAAAGGUGGGCCUGGAUUCCAAGACAAGCUGUGGAGCCCCUUGAAAGGGGAGGAGGGGAGGAUUCCAACCCCGGGGGUGAGCCAGCUGGACAAAGCCUGGCAGUCCUUCGGCAUGCCCCUGGGCCCCAGUGAGAAGCUGUUUGGGGCCCUGAAGUCCGAGGAGAAGCUGUGGGAUCCCUUCAGCCUGGAGGAGGGGACAGCAGAGGGGCCCCCUAACAAGGGGCCGGUGAAGGAGGAGAAGGGCAGCGGGGGCGGCACCGGUGGAGCGGAGGAGGAGGAGGAGCUGUGGUCGGACAGCGAACACAACUUCCUGGACGAAAACAUCGGUGGCGUGGCCGUGGCCCCCGCUCACGGCUCCAUCCUCAUCGAGUGUGCCCGGCGGGAGCUGCACGCCACCACGCCCCUCAAGAAGCCCAACCGCUGCCACCCCACCCGCAUCUCGCUGGUCUUCUACCAGCACAAGAACCUCAACCAGCCCAACCACGGGCUGGCGCUCUGGGAGGCCAAGAUGAAGCAGCUGGCGGAGAGGGCGCGGGCACGACAGGAGGAGGCCGCCCGGCUGGGCCUGGGCCAUCAGGAGGCCAAGCUCUAUGGGAAGAAGCGCAAGUGGGGGGGCGCCGUGGUCCCCGAGUCCCAGCAUAAGGAGAAGAAGGGGAUGGUCCCCACCCGGCAGGCGCUGGCCAUGCCCACGGACUCAGCGGUCACCGUGUCCUCCUAUGCCUACACGAAGGUCACCGGCCCCUACAGCCGCUGGAUCUAGGUGCCAGGGAGCCAGCGUACCUCAGCGUCGGGCCCGGCCCGAGCUGCCUCUGUGGUGCUUUCGCCCUCACACCUGGGGGCGGGUUGGGGGUGCAGAAGUCUUUUUAUCUAUAUAUACAUAUAUAGAUACGCAUAUAUAUGUAUUUAUGGUCCAAACCUCAGAACUGACCCGCCCCUCCCUUCCCCCCCCCACCCCCACUUCCCCAGCACUUUGAAGAAGAAACUACGGCUGUCGGGUGAUUUUUUUCGUGAUCUUAAUAUUUAUAUCUCCACAUUGGUUUUUUCCCUCCCUUGUUCGGGGGGGCUUUUAUUUUCUCUUGUUUUUAAAACUCUAUCCUUGUAUAUCACAAUAAUGGAAAGAAAAUUUAUAGUGUCCUUUCACAAAGGAGUAGUUUUAAAUUCCAUUUAAAAUGUGUAUUUAUUGGAUUUUUUUUAAAGUGACAAUUGUAAUGGUAAAGGAUCGGCAGGAAAGGCCAGAAGCACUCAUUCCUGCCCAGGUGUGCUGGGCCCGGUGAGCCUGGCCCUCUUGGGAGAUGACGAGGUUCUCUCAGCCAUCGGCCCCUCAUGAGCCAAGUGCAGGUCGUAGCCACCCACUGCAUCCCCCUGACAGACACGCCUUCCCUUCAGGGGAGGGAGCCCUCAGGACAGCUUCUGUCCUCUUCAGUAGGAUGGGAGAAUCUGUAGAAAAACCCCUGGGGUCCCUUUUCCAGUCACCGGCUUGGAGUCGGGUAUGGGGGGGCAGGCGCACCCCAGGCCAGGCACCCGAGAUGCUGGCAUAGAUCUCCCCCGAAACCAGGUUGGAAGUAGAUAGCUUCAAGCUUGCUAGUCUCCACACUGAAUCCUCUCUGUCCGUUAGCUAUCAAGUCACGUGGUACCGUGGUCCCCUCGGCAGCACCUCCGGACGGAGCUGGAAUCGAGAGGUUCUCAGGAGCCUUUUCCCACCAAGCUGACUAGCCAAUGAAUACUGGCUGAAGGAAUUUGUCUUAGUGGCAGGUUUUAAAAAAAAAAAAAAAUGCCUCCAAAGUCGAUGCUGAUACCGAAAAGGGCUACUGUAUCUUUAAGAACAAGAAGUCGAACCCAAGCUGUGAAAAGCCGAGCCUGGUGCUGUAGUGCUCUGCUGGGCCUCCUUGAUCGGGGGCAGGCCGCCGGCGGGACUCCGCACAGCAGUGAGACGGCUGUAACGCAUCUCCUUAUCCCUGGAUCUCACAUUGGACAAUGGUGCAUGCCUCACACCUGAGCCCACCCCUCCAUGCUACCAUUUGAGGAGUGGGCCUACACUUAACAAUUUUUAAAUGCAAGAGUCAAACAUUUUCAGCAGGUAGCUAUGAUUUUCCUCCCUAAUUGGUGCCAUUUCUCUAUUUGGUCAUUUUCUCCUUUCCUUCAUUCCUCCCCUCUCCACCCACUUGAACAUGCCCAUUCUAAAAUUCUGGUGCAUUCGUUCAGUUCUUUGAAAUGAGAAUGUGGUGCUUAAUUUUUUUGACACUUGUUGAGAGAGGUUGGGCCUGACAGGUAGGAAGCAACAUUCGUCGACAGCACGUCAGACUUCUUGGAGUGUGUGUUUUUCCUGUGGUAUUAGCAGAAAUGAUGUCCAGCUACCCAUGUGGAUGUAUGUGGUGCGUGAGAGGCUUCAUAAGGACACAGAGGGGAAUAUGGCCACACAGUGAUUGACAGCCAAACCCUGAGAUAAACAUCAGAUAUUUAUUGAGCAGUUUUAUUCAGAUGUGGGUCUUCAUAUGAGUUUAACAAUCAGAUGACGAUGCUAAAGGCAAGUUCCUGAGCUUCCAGGUGCCUUGUGUAAGAGCUGAGAAUCGACCCGCUGGGUGUUUACUGUAACUGUUCCAGCAGCACUGGCGGAGACUCGCUUGAGAUGUCCUGAGCAUUUAUGUGGUCUGGUUUUAAUUGUAAAUAGUGAAAAAAAAUUUUUAAGCACUUUUGCCUAGAUUUAAACAGCAACUUGAAAAAAGUAUGUUUUAACAUGUAAUUGUGGGAGAAAUUGUAAAUAGUAGCUGAAUAUUUAACGUGCUUUGUCUAGCCUUCACUUUUACCAUAUUCUGUAAAGUUGCAUUUAUUUUACAGGACAAAAAUGAAAUAUUAUUGCUUUUGAAAUAAAUACCCAAGAGCUUAUCAGGAUUUCGAAUUAUUCAGAACUCAGAUUUAUAGGAAAACCUCUGACCUUCAGUUUGACAAGCUAAAGGAAGCAGAGUCUUUAAUGAGCAUGCUGAUUUUCUAGUUUUGAGGAAAAGUUGGGUCCUUUAAAUGCUAUUUUGCUUAACGCAUCAGUACUUUUAUGCAGGUCUCAUUUGACUCCGUGCUUAGGUAGAUGCGGGGGUGCCUUGAAAACUUCAUUUUAAAUUAUCUUAAACAAGAAAUACAAUAUUUUACAAAACAUUUGGAGAAUGUGACCGUCUGUAUGACCCGGGAAAGCCCCAGGUUGGCUGUUGGUUUGGAAGGUCCCGCGUGUAACCCAGGUGAUUCUGAUACUUGGCAUGUAUGAAUCUCCUUGAUGUGUGUUCAAUAGACUCUUCCCCUCAUCACCCUUUGGUAGCAAAGCCAUUAGAUGAAAGGAGAAACCAAUACAAUCUAAAAGCAUGUGAUGUCUGUCCCCCCACAACCCAAACAGCCUUUGGUUCAUAAAUUCUAGAUUAGCAAAUAGGCUGCUGAGAAGUGAGUCAAGAGGCAGUCUCCAUUGGAUGUACCCAUGCCCUCCAGAACGGUGUUUCAGAGAUUAGGUGGUGCUGUUGCCAUGCUCAAGCCCAUGCUGAUUUUUACACACUACAUGUAUAACCUACCUCAAAUCUCAGUCAUUAAAUUAGCAUGCUUUAGACGUAUGUUUAAAAAGUAACUAUGCACAGCUCUUUAUCCCCUCCCC